AAGACAGGACACACCUUCAAAUAUAUUAUUAACUAUAUAAGGACAUAUCAAAUUUGAAGUCUAAUCAUUUUUGUCAUCAUGCAGUACGACGAUAAAACAAUUAAACGCCGAGACCUGUUUGUUUUUAUUCGCAUCACGUUUCGCGUUGCUGCAAUGUUUCCUCUUGCGGACAACCAGUCCAGUGAUCUUGUGAGAUCUUUCGAUCUUAUUUACGAGGCUUUUAAUCUCAUGGUAUCAAUACAUAUAGCUGGAUUAUACAUAUGUACAAUAUACAUUAACUACGGCAAAGGGGAUUUGGAUUUUUUCGUCAGUUGUCUGAUACAAACAAUUAUCUAUAUGUGGACAAUUGCCAUGAAAUUGUACUUUCGUCGAAUACGGCCCAAUUUGUUGAAUGAGAUAUUGCAGUUUAUAAAUGAGAAAUAUGAACUAUGUUCUGCUCCUGGAUUUACCUAUGUUACAAUGUCGGGUGCCUUAAAACAAUCAAAUUUGUGGAUUAAAAGCUAUGUUUAUUGUUGUUAUGUAGGCACCAUAUUUUGGCUGAUACUUCCAAUAGCCUACAGAGAUAAUAGUUUACCCCUUGCCUGCUGGUAUCCUUUUGAUUAUACGCAACCCAUUGUGUACGAGUUAGUAUUUCUUCUACAAGCAGUUGGCCAGAUUCAAGUCGCAGCUGCCUUUGCAUCAUCCAGUGGAGCUCAUAUGGUUUUAGCUAUAUUAAUAUCUGGACAAUUUGAUGUGUUAUUUUGUAGUUUAAAGAAUGUAUUAGCCACAACCUAUAUCCAAAUGGGUGCAAAUAGAGCGGAAUUAAAUAAACUGCUUGAAGUCCAAUCAAUAACGAAUGCAGAUACUGAUCAAUAUUCUUAUUCAGUAGAAAAGCAUACACCUAUUGAAGAACUCCUUGCAACGCCGUCAAAGAUUUGUCCAAAUUUUCGAAUUGCUUUCAAAAUGUCGUUUAAACGAUGCCUUCAGCAUCACCGCUAUAUAAUAACAGCGCUACAAAAAAUGGAAAAUUUCUAUAACCCAAUUUGGUUUGUAAAAAUUGGAGAAGUCACGUUUCUCAUGUGCCUUGUUGCUUUUGUUUCGACAAAAAGCAGCCAGGAUAACUCAGUUAUGCGGAUGGUAUCGCUUGGGCAAUAUCUAUUGCUGGUGCUGUAUGAACUAUUUAUCAUCUGCUACUUUGCAGAGGUAAUUUAUCAGAAUAGCCAACAAUGUGGUGCGGCUCUUUGGCGAAGUCCGUGGCAUUUACAUAUAUCGGAAGUGCGAAGCGACUAUCUUUUCUUUCUCCUAAAUUCCCAAAGAAAAUUUCAACUGACGGCUGGAAAGAUAUAUAAUUUAAAUGUGGACCGUUUUCGAGGUACAAUUACUACUGCGUUCUCUUUUCUAACACUGUUGCAAAAAUUGGAUGCACGUGGCUAGUUGCUUUCCAAUUUGUGAAAGAUUCAAUUGUUUCUUACACAAUUUAAUAAUAAAAUAUUACAAAUUUGCUGAUAAAUUUAACAUAUGUUUGUGACGGUAAAGCGAAAUAAUAUUUCAAAAUACAUUUAUAUAAAUUUAUAUAAGUUUAUAAAACUAACUGAGAA
Molecule: messenger RNA, 1577 nt
Organism: Drosophila willistoni
Lineage: Eukaryota; Metazoa; Arthropoda; Insecta; Diptera; Drosophilidae
Gene: Or83a
Product: odorant receptor 83a
Exons: 4
Coding region: 79-1413 (444 amino acids)
Biological process (GO): detection of chemical stimulus involved in sensory perception of smell; sensory perception of smell
Cellular component (GO): plasma membrane
Molecular function (GO): olfactory receptor activity; odorant binding
Source: RefSeq, a predicted model, not a curated record